AUGUCAACAAAAGAAGCACAAGAUCAGUUGAAGCGUGAAGGCGAAGGCGCUCUGUCUACUUCGGAAUAUUGGGAUAAGCGCUACGCGCAAGCCGAUGGCGAAAAUGCAACACACGAAUGGUUCCGCUCUUUUUCUGCCUUGCUGCCGUUCUUGCAAACCAAUCUCUUCGAUGCGCGACCCGUAGAACAGAAACCCAAGAUUCUACAUUUGGGUAGUGGCGAUAGUGUGANNACGAUUCCUUAUGAUCUUUCUGCACGAGGAUAUAAGGACCAGCUAUGUGUGGACUUCUCGCAUAAAGUUGUUGAAGUCAUGUCAGCCAAAGAAGACGAUGGUGUAACAUGGGAUUGGGCCGAUAUUCGCGAUAUGCCUCAACACAGCAGCAACAGUAUCGAUGUUGCUUUCGACAAGGGCACAAUGGAUGCCAUGAUUCACGGCAGUCCUUGGUCUCCUCCUGAUGAUGUAAAGGACAAUACAUCACGUUACUUGACAGAGGCAGGUGGCAGCCACAAUGCGAGUGAAAAAAAAAUGAUGUUUCUAACCAAUGACAGGNUGCAUCGCAUUUUGAAAGACGACGGAGUAUUUCUCUACAUCACGUUCCGACAGCCGCAUUUCAUCCGUCCGCUACUGAGUGUCGAACAUCUCUGGAGUCUCAAGAUGGAAACUCUGUCGGCUGGCGAAAGCUCUUUUGACUACUAUGGCUGGAUACUUACUAAAAAUACUGCUGCAACCGCAUAA
Aureobasidium vineae is the source of this 735-nucleotide messenger RNA. Lineage: Eukaryota; Fungi; Ascomycota; Dothideomycetes; Dothideales; Saccotheciaceae. The record is from the annotation of a GenBank genome assembly.